Striga hermonthica is the source of this 459-nucleotide messenger RNA. The record is from the annotation of a GenBank genome assembly. Lineage: Eukaryota; Viridiplantae; Streptophyta; Magnoliopsida; Lamiales; Orobanchaceae.
AUGGGAUUAACAGGUAAGUUGAUUGCAGCUAUAGAGUUUGAGGCUGGGGGUGAUGUGUUCCAUCAACUGUUCAGGCACACGCCACAUCAUGUUUCCACAGCUAGCCCUGACAAAGUACAGGGUUGUGAUCUAAUUGAGGGCGAUUUUGGUCAUGUUGGCUCAAUCAUCUGCUGGAGGUACACCCAUGAUGGGAAAGAGAAGACUGCGAAGCAACUGAUCAAAAGCAUCGACGAGGAGAAAAAGUUGAUGGAGUUCAAGAUGUUAGAAGGAGAUCUGAUGGAGGAGUACAAAGACUUCAUCAUAACCAUCCACGUGGAGACUAAGGGUCAUAUCGAUUUGGUUACGUGGACUUUGGAGUAUGAGAUGCUCGACGAAAACGUCGAGCAUCCCAUUUCGCUGCUCGCCUAUUUCAUCGCUCUUACCAAAGACAUUGAGACUCAUCAUGUUGGGAAACCUUAA